GGUUAUGCAAAUGGGGACAACAAUGCAAAUGGGAACAACAACAAAUGGAAAUAUUACUGGAUUAUUUAGUUUUAAUAAUAAUUCUACAAAUACUGCUGGAAUUACUUCGGCACAUUGUCAACAAUUGGAUGAACCUUUUGAGCUAGAAGAGGGAGGAAGCCGUAAAAGCUCUGAUGAAAAAUUAAGACGUCGCUAUCCAUCUCGCUCAAUCUCUAAUACAUUGGACGAUGACGACAAUAACGCGGAAUGCCAUGUUGCCUUUACUGUGGCCACAAGUGUGUUAAGUCUUUCCUAUCCUUCUUCAACAACAUUUUCUCCUUCAAAUUCUCAAUUAAAUUCUUCUCAACAACAAAAACUACAAACACAACAACAACCAAAGCUUUCCAACUUUUUUCAAAAAAUUCCAACGACUAAAUUGACGGAAAAUGGAAGAGGAGGAGAGAAAGGAAAUUUAGAAGAACUAUUUUCUUCUGAUGAAUUCUCUCAACAUACUUUAUUGACUAGAGCCCAAUUAGAAGAACAGCAACAAGCUUUAUUACUUCGAGAAUUGGGAUUAAAUUGGCCAGUGCAAUCUUUACUACAAAGUACUAGUCGUGGAAAUUUCCAACAGCAACAGUCAGAUUUUGUUAAACAAUUUUUAAAGCCACAAGUUCCACAAACUUCUUUAACAAAUAUUCAACAGCAACAGCGUGAAUUAACACCAAAAAGGCCUUCCUUAAUUCAAGAUUUUGGAAGUAAUAUGCCACAAAAUUCUCGUUAUUCUUUAAUUCAACCUCAUCUUCAACAAGCACAAAUUCAAUCUAACAAAAUUGGAAUUUCCCCAUCUUCUGAUACUUCGUAUUUGACGGAAGAAGAGGAAAAAUAUAAACGUUUUUUAUUUGAUAAGCUUGAAAAAAUUGAUAAAGAAAAAACCCAGUCAGCUGCAAUGCAGAAAAAUGCUGAAAAAAAGGCAAAAGCUUGUGAAAAAUUGUUGGCUAAAGCUUCUCAAGAACCUUCUUUUAUGGCUGCAAUGGAUAAUGAUGAGAAUGAUGACAAUUAUGAAAGUCGAGAUGGGCAGUCUUCUACUGAUGCUCUUAUUAAUCGAAUUUAUGCUGAAAAUAGAAGAAAGGCGGCAGCGGCGAAUCCAAUUCCUCCAUUAAUUUCUGCAGAAGAAAAUCGUCAAUUAAUGAAAGAGGACACAAUUCGUUUAAAAGAGGAAUAUGAACGGGGACUUCAACUUUUGCCUGAUUUAAUUAAAGCAAUGCGAAUUCGAAGAGAAGAACGUCAAGAUAUUGUGGAACAGAAAAAGAUAGUUUACGAGGAACAAUUGACUAUUUGGGAGAAGAAAGUGAAUGCUCAUGAGAAAAAUAAAAAGAAAUUGGUUAGGGACGGUAAACAUCGAGAGAUUUUUGAAAAGACGUUUGUUGAACUUCGAAAAAUGCGUGAAGAAAAGGAACGAAGUAAUCGCGGAGUUGAACGUAUUCGAUUUUCUUUGACUCAAGGAGGAAUUGCAAAUAUUCCCCCAUUAACUUCUCCAUUGUUUGCUGAAGCACAAAAUGUCACACAAAUGGGGGAAGAGAAAAUGGAGAUUGAUCAAGAAGAAGAUAAACAAGAAACAUGUAGCAAUAAACCAUCAGAAAUUGAUGAAAAAGUGGUUGCUAGUUGUGUUGUGCCUCCAGUCUAUACAAACCGUCCUGGACGAUUUUUUGACAACAGGAAUGGAAUUGUUGAAAAUGCACUUUCUGACUCUCGUGCCCAAUUAGAAGCUUUUCAAAUUGCUUGGUCAGAUUCUGAAAAGGCUGUUUUCAAUGAAAAGAUUGCUGUUUAUGGGAAAAAUUUUGCCGCAAUAUCAGCAUUUUUGCCACUGAAGAGUGUAAAAGACUGCGUUUAUUUUUAUUAUAUGACUAAAAAACGAAAUAAUUAUAAAGCAAAAUUUGGUAGAAGACGAAAGAAAUUGGGAAGACAAGGGUUGGAAUUUUGGAUUAUAUUUAAUAUUUUUAAAAACAGAUAUCGCCCUCCGGUUAUGCCACGUUUUGGAGACACUAACGAGAACUUGGAAAAUUAUGGCCGAAGUUGUAGAUUUGUUGAAUGUCUCCUUUGUGAUUCUCGAAUUCUUGUAUUGGAAUCUCUAGCUCAAAGACACUCACAUCAAUUUGAAGAAUUUUCUGCCAAUAUUUCUCAAGGCGCUACAUUUGGAGGAAGUAUGGGCAGCGAAGAUCUUUUACUUCAGCAAGAAAAACAUCAUCAAGAAAUGCCUAUUUGUACAAAAUGUCAGACUCAAGCCCAACGAAAUAGAACACUUAACAGAUGUCCUUUGAUAAGUUGUGUCUGUGUUGGGGGCAAACGAAAGAUGAAACCUUCAAGAAAUAUUCCUGAUAAAUUUGGAACACUCAAUGCUAAUCAAAAACGAUUUCUUAUUAACAGACUGAAAAUGCCCCCAACUUCAAACAAAUGUUGUACAAAUUGCUUCAAAAGGAUUUCUAAAGAUAUUGAAGAUCUUUUACUUGGUGAACUUCAAUCUGAAUUUGGUGUUUUUCUAAAACGUUCAACAGUCGGAGAGGAAAGAUUAGUGGAGGAAGAAGAAUUAUUAGGCGAACAAAAGGUGCCAGAGGGGAUUGGAAUUGAUGAAGUUGUUUGGCCAUUAGAGGGCCAACCACCUUUUAAAGAAUUAAAAUUAGAUGAAGAAACAGAAAUAGAUGAGGAAACUAAAAGUUUGAUGAAACUCAAAAAGGAAUUGGAUGAUCAAGAGGAACAAAUUCAGAAUGAACGUCCUCCACUUGGUUCUAUUACAAAAGGUACUCCUAACCGUUCGAGAAGUUUAUUAAUUGAAACUUCAUUAGCUUCUUUAGCUCAAUCUUCUUCUACUACUACUUUAACAACUGAAGCUACUAAUAUAAAUUUGUUUGACACUUCAAAACAACAAACAAUUCAAGAUCUUUUGGCUAAAUUUUCUAUUGCAAAUUCAAAUAAUGAUACAGCUGCAGCAACGGAAUUAGGGUUUCAAAUAAAUAAAUUACUAGAAACUUUUCCAAUUGAAUUAUUGUUUGAUAAUCUUCAACAACAACCACAAGUACAACAACAACAAAAUUUUGAAGAAAUUAAAUUACCCGUUGAAAUUGUUGAAGUUAAAGAAGAAAAAAUUGUUAAACAGCCAGAAGAAUUACCUUGUGUUAAUUUGCAACAGCAACAGCAACAAAUCCGUCCAAAGAAAGUUGUAGGAAAUGAUAUUUUGAGGCGAAAAUCUGGUCUGGCAAAUGUUCUUCUUCCAUCUCCUGUUGCUACCUCCUCCGAAUCUUCAGUUACUUCAGCAAAUAUAAGAGGUAUUUCUCAUAGUUUUUCAUCUUCAACAACACGUCUUUUACCAACUGGGGAGACUGAAAAUCUACAGCAACAACAACAACCACCACAACAACCAUUUACUGCAUCCAUUCCUUCUAUUAUUGAAAAACCAGUUUUGGAACAACAACAAACGACUAAUUUAACAAUAAAAACUUUAAACGAAAUAUCCUUUCCAAAUAUACCAAAGGCAGAAUCUACACAAGACCAUCUAUCCUCUUGUUACGAGUCACUUUCUGAUGAUAGUGAUGAUGAACGAGAAAAAAAGCAAAAUCAGAAACAACAGAAACAAGAACGACAACAGAAAAAUAAUGGAGAUGAUGGUAUGGAAGCUUCUAAAAAUCCAAUCAAAAUCACAACACAACAAAUUCAACAAUUAUCAACUACAUCUACGGAUAAACCUACACCAAUUUCAACUCCUUUGCCUACUUUUAUGUCGUUAUUUGAUCUUAUGUACGAAGGAAAUGAGAAAAAAGUAGAGGAAGAUGAACAACAAAUAGCUGGAACUUCUUGUAGCAAUAUUUCUCCUCAAUCUACUACUACAAUAAUAUCUCAACAACAACAACCAACAAUUUCUAAUUUCUUUCAAACAAUUCCAGCAACUAAAAUAUCUGAAAAUAAAACAAAUGAAGGGGGAGGAGGAGAAGGAUGUUUAUAUGAACCGCUUUCUUCAGAUGAUGAGACAUAA
Molecule: messenger RNA, 4003 nt
Organism: Meloidogyne enterolobii
Lineage: Eukaryota; Metazoa; Nematoda; Chromadorea; Rhabditida; Meloidogynidae
Source: the annotation of a GenBank genome assembly